GCGGUGGCUGGCGUCGAACGAGGGGCUGCCGCCCGCCGGUGGUGGCCGGUUUCAGGAAAGAGGGAACAGUGCCCUCCAGACGGCACACGCGCUUCCAGUUCAAACUGGAGAAGAAAGGAAAUGACAUCCAGCAGAAGACCCUGGACGCCAGGACGUAUAUUGGAAGAGGUACGGGAAGAAAUGGAUGCUAGAAGAAAACACUGGAAGGAGCAUAUGUUUACUCCUUUUUUUAGUGCACAGGAUGUUCUAGAACUGGCUUCUCAGCCUGAAUCUUCUGAACAAACACAAACAACUACAGAGGUGACCAAGAGAACAGAAGGAAUGUACAAUAUGUCUGGUAGAAACUUUCAAGAAGAAAAGGCAUUUAAGAAGAAGGAAUAUAUUUCCCAACGAAAUGAAAAAGAACAAGAACCAAAUUUAAGAGAGAGAAAGAUGAACAUUUCAAAGACUCAAGUGGACACAACAAAUUCUGUCUCCUGUGAAUCUUCUGUUGUGGAUAUUGCAACAGAAGAAAGCUUUAACAGCACAGAAGAUCCCUCUACUUGGAGUACAAAGAAAUCACCAACUCCACCACCACCAGACAAGAGGAAGAAAUUUACUGAAGGAAUGUCUCCAAAACUUCGCCUGAAUAUUUUGAAUGAAGAACUAGAAGAACUGAAUAUGAAAUGCAGAAAGAUAGAAGAAGAAUUUGAAAGUGCUGAGAAGGAACUUUUGAACUCCAAAAAAGAAGUACCCACAAAACCCCUAAAUUUCCAAGAAACAGGGAUGGAGACUUCAAAGAGUGACUGGAAACUACAAGCUUUAAAAAAUGACCUAUCUGAAAAAGCAAGAAAUGUAAAAACCUUAACUGACGAGCUCCAGCAGGCCAAAGAAGUCAUCCACAAGUUGAAUCUAGAAAACAAAGAAUUAAAAGAAGCGAUUAAGAAGUUAAAACAUCAAACGGAGGUGGGAAAUACACUCCUAAAAGAAGAAAUGAAAUUGUAUUAUGAAGUAGAAAUAAAGAAGAUCCGCGGAGAGCUCGAUGCCAUCAAGAAUGAACUAAGAGCUGAGAAGUCCCUACAAGCAAGAAAUAGCAGAGCCCUGGAAUUACUUAGGAAACACUUCGCUUCAGUGGUAACGUCAUCAAGUACCUUUGACCCCUUUACUGGGGAUUGUUUUUAA
Nycticebus coucang (slow loris) is the source of this 1161-nucleotide messenger RNA. It is a transcript of the gene CCDC160, whose product is annotated as coiled-coil domain containing 160. Lineage: Eukaryota; Metazoa; Chordata; Mammalia; Primates; Lorisidae. The transcript has 3 exons. Bases 121 to 1161 code for a protein of 346 amino acids. The record is from RefSeq and is a predicted model, not a curated record.